Lotus japonicus is the source of this 946-nucleotide messenger RNA. RefSeq names its product kunitz-type elastase inhibitor BrEI-like. Gene Ontology annotation, molecular function: endopeptidase inhibitor activity. The coding region runs from base 112 to 789 and encodes 225 amino acids. NCBI's taxonomy places the organism in Eukaryota, Viridiplantae, Streptophyta, Magnoliopsida, Fabales, Fabaceae. The transcript has 2 exons. The record is from RefSeq and is a predicted model, not a curated record.
UUCCGUCCAUCACGAUGUCCAAAUUGAGCACUAUAUAACGAUGGAAAUGAAAUGUUACAAGACACACAAACAUUGCAAUUUGCAAACCUUAAUUAGAGAAAGAAAUUAAAAAUGAAGCUUGGUACCAUGUUUCAAAUCCUUCCACUGUGUUUCCUUUCUCUUUUAGUCCUCAACACACAGCCACUGCUAGCAGAUGAACCAGAGCCAGCAGUGGUUGAUAUGCAAGGGAAUCCUCUACUCCCCGGAGUGCAGUACUACGUUAGGCCGGUUUCCGCCGAGAAAGGAGGCCUCGCUCUCGGCCACACAAGGAAAAAGACAUGCCCUCUUGAUAUCAUCCUCGACCCUUCUUCCAUUAUUGGCUCACCAACCGUGUUCCACACAUCAUCCUCAUCAGACGUUGGCUACAUCCCAAUAAGCACUGAUCUCACUGUUGAGAUGCCGAUAUUAGGGAGCCCCUGCAAGGAGCCAAAAGUGUGGAGGCUCGCGAAGGUAGGAUCAGAUUUCUGGUUUGUGAGCACUCAGGGUGUCCCAGGGAACCUUGUUAGCAAGUUCAAGAUUGUGAGAUUUGAAGAAAGAGAUAAUCAUGCCAAUGAAGGUGAGAUCUAUAGCUUCAGUUUCUGCCCCUCUGUAUAUGGUGUUAUUUGUGCUCCUGUGGGGAUCUAUGUAGAUGAUGAUGGAACCCAAGUUAUGGCUGUUGGUGCUGGUGUUGGUAAGCCAUACCAUGUGAGGUUUCAAAAGGUUUCUUCCGCAUACCUUGAGUUGAAGAACCAAGAUUUUAGCGGUGUGUAAAUUUGGCAGUUUUUUGUUUUGUGGUGAGUCUAGCUGAAUGGACUCAAAAUUAAAUAAAAUGCUAGCCACCGCACAAUGGAGAACUACCAAAAUGAAUCAAUAAUACUUGAGUAAUAUGCUUAUCCAAAAAAAAACUUGAGUAAUAUAAUUCAGUAAA